Blepharisma stoltei is the source of this 708-nucleotide messenger RNA. The record is from the annotation of a GenBank genome assembly. NCBI's taxonomy places the organism in Eukaryota, Ciliophora, Heterotrichea, Heterotrichida, Blepharismidae.
AUGAUUGUUAUAAAAAUAAAGAUGUCAUACAGGUUCGGUUGUCUAAGAGAACGAUCGCGCUCUCCCAUUAGAAGAAAUCAAACUGGUGCAAACAGUUUUCCAACAACAUUUUCCCCACACAAAUUCCAUAAUGACUUCUCAGCUUCUGAUUCAGCUCGAGAAAUCAGCUUGCCUCACCCACAUGAUUUACCAUUAGAAAUUCCACAAACAUUAACCUUCGAACUGAGGAAUCCUCAAGAGGUUGAUUACCUAGCCACAAAGCUAUCAGAAGAAGAAUGGAAAAAACCCAUGAACUGUCCUUCUCCUUCCCAGUCGACAGAUUGUGAUGAUAACUUAAUAUGGUCUGGCUUCCUGUCCCGUUCUAAGAGGCAUAAAGUAGGUGUAGAUAUUUACUUAAUAAAAGGACACUUUGAGCUUCCUUCUUCGGUAUAUCACUUAGAUAUUCCAUUUAGAUCUCCAUUCCCAGUAUCUCACAGACCUCUUGCAUUGCUAAAACUUGAAUCUUCUAAUAAUACACAAGACGAUUUAUUUAAAACUUGCAUUGAAUAUUUUUCUAAUAAACAUCGUGCUGGUUAUAUACCAUUAGGAAAACAAGGAAUUUAUGUUAUUCCUUAUGGUAAUUUUGCUAAAUCUUUAUGUUCUGAUAUCGGACACAAUCAGAUGCUUGGAUUCGUCGUUGAUGCAUCUGUCAUCGAAGAUGUAGAGUAA